AUGGUUGGACCUGAGAUAGUUCAACAGACUAUUGAUAAGAUUGAAAUGAUCAGAGAGAAGAUAAAGGUUUCUCAGAGUCGUCAGAAGAGUUACCAUGACAAGAGAAGGAAAGCACUUGAGUUUGAGGUAGAUAAUCAUGUAUUUUUAAGAGAUACUCCGGUAACGGGUGUUGGUAGAGCAUUAAAGUCGCGUAAGUUGACGUCGUGUUUUAUUGGUCUGUAUCAGAUUUCUGAGAAAGUAGGUGAUGUGGCUUAUCGGAUUACAUUGCCUCCGUCACUUGUUAAUCUCCAUGAUGUGUUUCACGUGUCUCAAUUGAGGAGAUACAUUGUGGAUCCUUCGCAUGUUGUCCAAUUAGAUGAUGUUGAGGUUAGAGAUAAUUUGACUGUGGAGACAUUACCUAUGCGGAUAGAAGAUAGAGAGGUGAAACAACUUCGUGGUAAAGAGAUCACUUUGGUGAAAGUCGUUUGGGGAGGACCGGCUGGUGGAAAUGUGACGUGGGAGCUUGAGAGCCAGAUGAGGGAUUCAUAUCCCGAGUUGUUUCCUUGA
Messenger RNA from Lathyrus oleraceus (garden pea), 546 nucleotides. RefSeq lists its product as uncharacterized. Bases 1 to 546 code for a protein of 181 amino acids. Lineage: Eukaryota; Viridiplantae; Streptophyta; Magnoliopsida; Fabales; Fabaceae. The record is from RefSeq and is a predicted model, not a curated record. The transcript has a single exon.